Messenger RNA from Nelumbo nucifera (sacred lotus), 2735 nucleotides. Its product is annotated as polyadenylate-binding protein-interacting protein 3-like. Gene Ontology annotation, molecular function: mRNA binding. Lineage: Eukaryota; Viridiplantae; Streptophyta; Magnoliopsida; Proteales; Nelumbonaceae. Gene Ontology annotation, biological process: cytoplasmic stress granule assembly. Gene Ontology annotation, cellular component: cytoplasmic stress granule. The record is from RefSeq and is a predicted model, not a curated record.
UUGCGUUCAACUGGUCUUUGUUUCUUUUUUGCCCCCGUUUCUCCCUAGAAACCCUAAAAAAACCCGUCUUCCCCCUCCCAUCUCAGCCCCCAUAUCGGUCGAUCUUUCGGUCAUACUCUUCUUUGUUGCAGAGGAACAUCGUGAUCCGUCAAAUUGCUUUGUUCCUCUGCUUUUCUUUCCAACUUGUAAAACAUAACAAGAAACCCUAGCCCUAAUCCUCGAGUGGAGAUUAGCUUUGUCUCCUAUUUGCAUCCGAAGGAGAGGAGGAGGGAGAGGAGAGAAGCAGUGAAUAAUUGAAGUUGAUAUUCUUUUACAACUUCAUAGGAGCUACCACCUGUGGCUCUGGUUCAAGAGAUAUUUUUUCAACUAGUCUACAAUUGGUUGCAAGCUGCUAUUUAGGAUGAGUCUCCAACAAGUUGUACAACCCAGGCCUUCUGCCAAUGGAUUUGGUCGUCGCCGUACUGAAAGAGAGACAGGACCUCGGCUGGAAAGCAGGUUGCAGUCUGGAAAGUCAAACCCCAGCGGUUUUACCAAUGCAGGGGUAAUCAAUGGCAGCAAAGUUGGAGGAUAUGAAAGUCCUUCACGUGACCGACUUAUUUAUUUGACAACAUGUCUUAUUGGACAACGUGUGGAGGUCCAGGUGAAAAAUGGAUCUAUAUUUUCUGGAAUAUUUCAUGCAACAAGUGCUGAAAAAGAUUUUGGAAUUAUACUGAAAAUGGCUAGGUUAACCAAGGAUGGUUCUUUUAGAGGACAGAGGUCUGUAUCUGAUUCUACUACUAGCAAGGCUCCUUCAAAGACUUUGAUCAUACCUGCAAAAGAACUUGUACAAGUUAUAUCAAAGGAUGUGCCAUUGACUGGGGAUGGUUUGGCAAAUGGGCUUCAACGUGAUAUUCGUCAGGAUAUUAUGAUAGACUCCGUGAUAUCACAGUCUCAUGUUGUUGAGGUAGAGAGGGAGCUGCAUCGUUGGACUCCUGACGAAGAUGAUCCACAAUGUCCUGAAUUGGAAAAUAUAUUUGAUGGCCCCUGGAAUAGGAGUUGGGAUCAGUUUGAAACUAAUGAAGCAUUAUUUGGGGUAAAGAGCACCUUUGACGAGGAACUUUAUACAACAAAACUUGAGAGAGGUCCUCAAAUGAGAGAAUUGGAAAGGGAAGCUUCAAGAAUAGCAAGAGAAAUUGAGGGCGAUGAAACUCAUGAUCUUCAUUUAGCAGAGGAAAGAGGUCUUCACUUGCAUGAUGACUUUGACAUUGAUGAGGAGACCAGAUUCUCAUCAGUUUUUAGGGGUGUUGAUGAUAGUGGAUAUGAAGAAAAUGAAGACUCAACAAUAGAUUCACAAAAUGCUGAAACAUUUGGAGAUUCCUCAGGGUCUGUAAUUAUUAGGUCCUUUUCUGAUGUGGCAAGGGGAAAGAACAAUGAUGGAGCUCAAGCAUCAUCAAGUUCUUCAUCAUUGGAUGAAGCCUUAUCUUCUCAGUUAAAUGCUGGUAGGGAUUUAUGCCGGUCAAGUUCCAGUGACCAUGCUAGACAAUUGUCUUCAGAUUCUGUUUCGAAAAGUCUCACAGCUUUAGAUGGAGAGAGCAGAAUGGAUGAGAACCAGUUAAGAGAACAGAAUGGAGGAAAGAAUUGUUCGAAGGAGUUUGUGGGUUCUGAUGAGGUUCAUAUUUCAAAACUAGAGGAUGUACAAUCAUCUCUGAACAUGAAGAAGGCUAUUCAUGAUAAAGGGGGUUUAUCUCCCAGUGCCACAGCAUAUUCUCCGACUCCAUCAUCUUGUGUUUCCUCAAAGGGGCAAGAAUGUGAGGGUUCUUUUGGUGAUUUGUCGGAUUCUUCAGCCAAAGGACAUGGGGCAACUCAAGCUGUAAAUCCUCGAGGACAACCAGGUAGUUCUACCUCUUCCACUUCAGAAUGUGUUGGUGGGGUAUCCACUUCUGGUGGACCUGGUUUGUCUCCAAGCUCGUCUGUAGGAUCAUUAUCUUCGGAGAAAUCUACACUAAAUCCUCAUGCUAAGGAAUUCAAGCUGAAUCCUAAUGCGAAGAGUUUCAUCCCAUCACAAACACCUUUAAGGCCUCCUUCUCCAGCAUCUGAUGGUUCUUAUUACUUCCCUCCUAAUGCUACUGCUAUCCAACAUAUCCACGGUGUACCCAUGGGCAUUGGGAUUCCACCUUCAUUUGGACACCAACCUGUUAUUUAUAACCCACAGGCUGCACCAAUUCAAUCACCUCAGGCAUAUAUCCAUCCAAGUGCACCUCUGUAUGGACAGCAGAUGAUUCUUGGUCACCCUAGACAAGUUUUGUACAUGCCAAGCUAUCCCCCUGAAAUGCCAUACAAAGGAAGAGAUUUCUAACCCCCCAGCUAGCCAAACCCAGUGGCUGUAAGGUGCUUGUAAAUGACCCUUCUCAGAGAUGAUUUGUCGAUUUUUAGAGGAGAAAUCCAGUGCUCGGUUGAAGAUCAAUAAUUCUGCGUCACCGUUUGGAGCCAUUGGAACAUUAGUUGCUUUGUCUACCAGUUUCCUUUUGUAUUUGUAAAAUUUGGAAGCUCUAUACCGGUCUUCCCUACUCUGACGUAAUGCUUGUUUGCUCUCAGAUGCAACUUCUCACUUUUUUGAUUUACCUCCUGAUGAAAGUAAUCUGGAAGCAACCCGGGAGCAACAAAAGAUGCACCGGUCUUAUGGCAAAAAUUUAUGCCGAGUGAUUGGGUGUGUACAGGAUGCUUUAAGUGACAUGUGUCCAUGAUUUAGGACGAAA